AUGGGAGCCUCCUCUAUCCUUAGCAUUUUUGAGGGCGCCAAAAGCUUUUACAUACCACCGCACAGCUCUUAUCAUGUUGAUUUGAAUCCUGCUUAUGAUGCAAAGUUGGAUGCUGAAAUUGACAAAUGGUGUAUGGAUUUUUUGAACCUGCAUGAUCUCACUGAUCACAAGACUCAGUUUGCCAUUCAGAGCAAGCUUGGAAAACUUGCAGGCUUUGCAUACCAAGCCAUUUCUUCAGAGAGAUUGAGUCCCAUCGCAAAAUUCUUUUGCUGGUUGUUUCUUGCAGAUGAUUUUAUGGACGAUCCUUCUGUCCCUGUCUCUGACCUGAAGAAUGCCACACUUGCAUACAAGCUCAUCUUCAAAAACGACUAUGAUCAAGCCAUAACUCUGGUGGAAAGUAAAGGCCUUCUGCGGCAAAUGGGGAUGCUUAACGAUGUCUACACUGAUCUAAAGGGUUUCAUGAAUCCUGGACAUAAGACCCGGUUUUCGAAAUCCAUGAUUGAUGUGCUCGACAUGUUUGAGGUGGAAUCAAGUUGGCUUCACAAGACACUGGUUCCCAACUUUGAGAUUUAUAUGUGGAUGAGGGAGGUAACAGCUGGGGUUAUCCCUUGCAUGGUGGCAAUGGACUUCCUUAAUAAUUUUGGGCUGGAAGAGGAAGGAGUGCUAGACGAUCCCCAUAUUCAAACGCUGGAAGUGAUUGCAAAUCGCCAUUCGUUCCUAGCCAAUGACAUGGUCUCCUUCAAAAAGGAAUGGGCUUGUGAACAGUACCUCAAUUCUGUGGCACUGGUUGGUUACAGUAGCAACUGUGGCUUAAACGAGGCAAUGGAGAAAGUUGCACAAAUGGUUCAGGAUUUGGAGAAAGAGUUUGCUGACAUCAAACAAAAGGUUCUCUCAAACAAGGACUUGAACAAGGGAAAUGUCAUGGGGUAUGUGCAAAGCUUGGAGUAUUUCAUGGCUGCAAAUAUAGAGUUUAGCUGGAUCUCUGCGAGAUAUCAUGGGGUGGGAUGGGUUUCACCAGCUGAGAAAUAUGGUACCUUUGAGUUCUAG
This is a messenger RNA of Selaginella moellendorffii, 1047 nucleotides long. RefSeq names its product microbial Terpene synthase-like protein 1. Lineage: Eukaryota; Viridiplantae; Streptophyta; Lycopodiopsida; Selaginellales; Selaginellaceae. Bases 1 to 1047 code for a protein of 348 amino acids. The transcript has a single exon. The record is from RefSeq and is a predicted model, not a curated record.